CCUUGCGGCAGCGGCGGCAGCGGAAACCGCUGCGUAGCAUGGCCGGCUGGGUGUUCUGUAAUCGCUGUUUCCAGGCACCCCAGGGGACGGCGUGCUUCAGCCUGACUAACUGCGGCCACGUGUACUGCGAUGUCUGCCUGCGCAAAGGUAAAAGGGAUGAAUGCUUGAUUUGUAAAGUUCCAUGUCGUACAGUUCUGCUUUCGAAACGUACAGACUCCGACAUCCAGGCCCUCUUCAUGGGCAUAGACGGCCUGUGCAGGAAGUACGCAAGGGACACCUCCCAGGUCUCAGAAUUUCAAGAAAAGCACAGGAGGAGACUGAUAGCCUUCUACGGAGAAAAGAUUUCUCAGCUGGAAGAGUCCCUCAGGAAGUCAGCGCUGAAGAUGGAGCAGCUGCAGAGUGUGAGAUUGUCACAACAGACGGCUUUCAGCACAAUAAAAAAUCCAGCUUCAACUCCUUCGACAAAGCCCAGCGGGCCUCUCUUCCUGCCGCCUGACUCGUCAGCCUCUGAAAGGGUGGAGUCCAUGGAAGUUGACCUCACGCCCUCCCCGAGGAGAAAGCGUGAGGUCGCCCCUGGACUGACAAGGAUCUCUCUGCUCAGCCCGCCUCGGGAUGGACGCAUGGGCAGCGUUGCCCACCGCCCUCAGCACCGCGGCCUGACACCGAGUCACCCCAGCGAGCCCCAGGCGCUCAGGAUCCCAGCCCUGCAGACGCCCCGCGAGUGGCCCAGCCAGAGCCCUGCGACCCAGGCGGCAGGCAGAGCCGGGAGAGGGGCGGCACCCAGGCAGCCCCUCAGCAUCUCGGGGCUGCUGCAGAGGCAGCAUUUAGGGUCUGCCGGCCUCGGGGGGCUCGUGCACGAGCGAUGAGCAGGAUCCCGCCCGUCUGGACGUUGGCUCGGCGCCUGCCCGCAACAUGUGCGCGUGUCCAGUGCCGUGAUUCUGCGUUUUCCUGAUGGAGCGACUCAGUGAUACGCGUGAAUAAAGUGUU
Molecule: messenger RNA, 987 nt
Organism: Balaenoptera ricei (Rice's whale)
Lineage: Eukaryota; Metazoa; Chordata; Mammalia; Artiodactyla; Balaenopteridae
Gene: RNF212
Product: ring finger protein 212
Exons: 12
Coding region: 39-866 (275 amino acids)
Biological process (GO): homologous chromosome pairing at meiosis; reciprocal meiotic recombination; protein sumoylation
Cellular component (GO): synaptonemal complex
Molecular function (GO): SUMO transferase activity
Source: RefSeq, a predicted model, not a curated record